Molecule: messenger RNA, 1749 nt
Organism: Rhinichthys klamathensis goyatoka
Lineage: Eukaryota; Metazoa; Chordata; Actinopteri; Cypriniformes; Leuciscidae
Gene: pawr
Product: PRKC, apoptosis, WT1, regulator
Exons: 6
Coding region: 280-1221 (313 amino acids)
Biological process (GO): positive regulation of apoptotic process; apoptotic process
Cellular component (GO): cytoplasm
Source: RefSeq, a predicted model, not a curated record
CCAGUUCAGUCCAACGAUCAGUUCACCUGAACUUCUGACGAAUGUUCAUGCGCGCGCAGGUGAGCUUUACCGGAUACUUUCUUUCGAGACAGCACUUACUUGACAGCUUUUGAAUGUUUUAAAGUGAGUUCAUCACAGUUUGGGUCAACUUUAAAAGCACACUUAUUUUAAAACAAUCUCUAAAUACUUCUGAGGAAUGUGGCGGAUCUGAAAAGCAAUAUUUGUAUAGUGUGUUUACAAAGUGAGUUGGGUCGCACGAGACAUUUUCAAAAGGAAAUCAUGGCAACGGGAGGAUUUAAAUCUACCAGCGCAACGGACUUUCUGGAGGAAUGGAAAGCAAAGCGCGAGAAGAUGAGAGCGAAGAUGCUUGGAGACAUCGCCGCCGCCACCGGGAGAACUAACGUUACUGAGUUAAACAACAACGGCAGCUCGGUCAACUGCGUCUCCCCUUCGUCCUCCUAUCCGGUGGCCCGGUCCUCCUCUUUAUCCGCUUUGAAGCGGCCGGAGGACGAGUCAAAGUCACCCGAGCCCCCCGGGGGAAGCUUGAAGAAGACGCCGGAGAAAGUGAGCGGAGUCCCGCAGGCGGAGAGCUCGAGCCCCAGCCCCAGCCCCAGCCCCGCUGGUGUGGAUGACAGCGAUAAGGAGAGUCCAACACACAGCAAGAGCAAAGAGAAGAAGAGCUCAGGACCCAGCGCCAGAAAGGGCAAAGGACAGAUCGAGAAAAGGAAGUUAAGAGAGAAGAGGAGAUCAACAGGUGUUGUCAGCAUACCGUCCACUGAGAGCUUGGAUGAGCUUGAUGAUGAUGACGGAGAAGAGAAGGAGGGGAAGACGGACGGAAGUCUUACACAGCACAACACGGUCCAGAACGAGGCGCUGAUCUCUGACCCCGGAGAGGCCCAGUCAAUACAGGACACUCCGAGAUCCAGAAGUCAUAAGAGCGACGAAGACAGACAUCGCCAUCGACACGGACGGGAAGGCAGCGGCGUCACGCCCACAGCCCUGGAGAGAAGGAUAGAGGAGCUAGAGAGGGAGCUGUCCUUGGAGAGACAGGAGAACGGUCGCCUGCUGAAAGCCUAUCAAGACAAGGACGAGCAGAUCAUUAAGCUGAAGGAGGAGAUCGACCUGCUAAACAGGGAUCUGGAUGACAUUGAAGACGAGAACGAGCAGCUCAAACAGGAAAAUAAGACCUUGCUCAAAGUGGUCGGCCAACUCACCAGGUAGAACCCGGCGACCCGAGGACGGCUGGAAAUGGAGUCUGCGUCUCCAUUGGGAUUGGUUGAGAAACCCCGCCGCCGCUGCCGCCUCUGUCCUUUUAUGUGUUCUGCUCUGGUCUUACGUGUCUGUCCGUCUUGUUGUCGCUCUCUGGAAGACAAUGCGCGCGUGGGGAGGCUUUGAGAACCUGGACCUCCGGAUGUGGAACCGAGCCCCCGACGCCGUGUUACUCGAGGCCUCCCUCUUCUACCGGAAGAACUUGCCCUUUAUUUAAUGUAAAUGUGCGUGUACAUAGGCUACUGUGACUGUCCUUUUAAGGCUCAUGCAAGACAACAAAAAGAGGAAAUGCGUCUGAAUGUACGUGGUGUGGCACCAAAUUCCUUUUCUUUUACAAUUACCUUUGUCAAAAAUUUCCCAAAAAGUGCCUGUUAAGACAGUAGCCUGCAUCUCACCUUGUGGCCUCGUUUUAAACUAGGUAACCGAUCCUGCCUGGCGGUUGGCGGUACUUGGUGCAACUCCGUCACGUCUGCGACCUUC